UCAUAUGAGUUUUAUCUUGUUCCAAGCAAGACACAGCUGACUGGCCGACCGACUCUAGGUGAGACUUCGCGAAAAGGAUUGCAGCGCCGUUGAGUUCAUGUUGCUCACCGCUGAGGCCCCCGAGAGCUCAGCCAAAGCCAAGAAUGGAGGACGAGGAGGCGGAGUUAUCCCUUCUUGCGGAUCUGGUGCAUAUCGAGAUCGGACGACGGGAAAAACGACCUCAUUGUAACAGAUGCUGUCGACCUGUGGCUGUGUGCUGGUGCCAGAGUCUUGACAAGCAGAUAGUGGAGACAUCAUGCCGGGUAGUGAUACUCCAGCACCCGCACGAGGAAAAGCGUUGCCUUCGCACUGCCCCAAUGCUGCAGGCGGCUCUCCCCAAUGGAGCCUAUAUGCAAGUCAAGGGAAAGAGGUUCUCAUUGACAAGGUAUCCACAGCUAACAGACAUAUUGACAAGUGAGAAUUCAAUUUUAAUGUAUCCCGGAGAAGAAGCUAUGAGCCUAGAAGAACUACCUCCUGUAGGGAAGAACCAGCCCCCAUACAACAUAAUUAUCAUCGAUGGGACAUGGCAGCAGGCUAAAUCAAUGUUCCAUAAUUGUCACCAGCUCCAUUCAUUGAAGCAGGUGAGAUUGACUGGGAAGUACACCAGCGAGUAUGUCAUCCGCACACAGCCCACCGAAGAUGCUCUCUCAACAGUUGAGACAGCUGCCAUUGCUCUGGCCACACUUGAACAAAAUUGGUCAAUUUAUGAUAUUUUGGUGCAACCACUACAACUCCUUUGCCAGUACCAGAUGAAUCACGGUGCAGUGCCUCACCAGAGCAAAGAGUACAUGAUUGUAUCGGGACUCUACAAGAAGCCACUUGGAAAAAGAACCUACAAAAAACUACGUAAAUGUGGGGCCAAACAGGGUGAUACUCUGUCUGAAUUCAUGGACUCGCUGGUGAACGGAUACGAAAAUCAUGAGGAGGAGAAUGAUGACAGUGUGCACAGUACCCAUGAUUCAAGCCCUGCAGACCAAAGCAGAGAGGACGCACAAGAAGAGAAUGACCAUUUUUGUCAAUUGGAUGAGGAAUCUGAAGUUUCGCAGUUUGAUUAUACCCCUUCAGAUGGGAAGCUCAUGUCUUAUGAUGAGAUCAGAUGAUACAGUGUCUGUCAGAUAGGGCAUAUCUUUGGUAUAAUUCCUUUGUGAAGUAUAUAGGUGACAUCUACAUGUUAAAUGCUAGAGCAAGUUGUGAGUUUGGCAGAUUGUUAAAGGUUGUGCUUUUUGCUUCAAAGGAUAGUCUGCCAAAAUUAAGCAAAGAUGAGUGUGAAUUUCUCUUGUGUGGAAACAGUUUAGUUUUCCAGUUUUCAUAGUCAUAGACAAUUUGGAUCUCGCUUAACUAUAGGCUAUAACGAAUGUAUUGUGGCCAUGUGUAAACAGUGAAUAAACAAUAUGGAAGAAAUGAAUUCUUUUAGAGCUGAAAAUCAUGUCAUAAGUUGCAGGAAAUUUGAUUGAUGUCAGUACAUGGAAAAUAAUAAUAUUCUCAGAGAUAUAGCAUUUCUCAUAAGAAAGAAAUAUAAACUUGCAUUGGGUCUUGAGCAAGUAUUCAUGCUUUCAUAGUAUGUGGAUUUAUUAUCUGAGUGAUCAAGACAGUGGAAGAAACAUCAAGUGUAGGAAUGCUUAACCCAGUGCUCCCGGGAAAAUGUUGUGGUCACUAUAGUAUUGUGAAAUGUCUCUUCACAUAGAUGGCUCUGCCAGCGCUUAGCCUCAAAGGAGUCAGUUAGUAGACCUUGUGACCUCAACUGUUUUCACCUUUCCUUGAGUUUGUGGGGAUUUUUUUUUUUUUACUAAUGCUUUCAAUAUUGAUACUGUUAAUUUUAUCACAAAAAUCGCAAGUACUGUAGUUUUUACUAACAGCAAUAUUGAACACCAAAAUAUAUUAUCAAAAAUCAAGGAAAAGGGUGAAUAAGUGAGAUUGCUAGUUCUUUUAAUUAGCUCAUUGGUAACAGAGUACUUGUGGAGCCAUCUAUGUGUAAAAACAGUUACUAAAUGAAACACACAGUGGGCAUGGCAUGUACGCACAUGCCAAUCCUGACGGUAUAUGGUUAAUGAAAGAAAUUGACAGUUAAGUCUAGUAUUGCCCAGCUCAACACUGAUAAUAGAUUGAGUAUUUUGUUUAUCAUUUAGUUUUUUUGCAAAGAAUUUCCACUUUAUAUUCUGUUUAUCUAAUUAUUAACAAAAAUGCUAACCAAACUGAAAUACAUUAAGAAGAGUUAUAGAAGGGAGUUUCUUGAAACUAAUAUUUUUCUGUUAAUGUUACUAUCAUCAUUAUUAUUUUUAUUAGUGUUAAUAUUAUUAUUAUCAUUAUUAUCAUUAUUACUACUUUAGUUAUUGUUAUUAUUAUCAUUAUUAUUUAAUGUUAUUUUUAUUGUUUAUAUAUGAUAUUGUUAUCAUUUAUCUUUUAUUAUCAAUUCUGUUUGAACUCGCUGUUAAUAGUGAUAUUCCAAGUACUGUUCUUUGUAAAAUCCCUUUAUUAUGAUCUUUGUGGCUGUGUACCAAAUUAGAUGGCAAAUAUAUAAAUGCAACCUAA
Penaeus vannamei (Pacific white shrimp) is the source of this 2568-nucleotide messenger RNA. Lineage: Eukaryota; Metazoa; Arthropoda; Malacostraca; Decapoda; Penaeidae. The record is from RefSeq and is a predicted model, not a curated record.